AUGGAGAGCAACACUUCUAACGUUGACAACUCGACCUUCAGUGGAAAUUCAACCCCUGCUAAUGUGCCAAUAGAUGGAGGCAUGACUGAAAGUAUUGUUGGUAAUAUCCUGUCCCCAAUCGAGGAACAACGACCAGCCUACCAGGACAUUUAUCAUAGAUACCUUGCUCUUUCUUCUACACAAGCCCUCAUUCCAGUUAAGCUUCUUCACUUAACCAACCUUAUUUUUGCUGGAUCGAGAUUAUUAGCUUUUUAUUUAAGCAUGAAGACCCAUACAUACCAAUUUCCCAAGUCAACAUGUCUUGACGGCAAGGAGCGUUGCUCCAUAUGCUUGGAUGAUUAUUACGACAAGGAAAAACUCACAGAAAUCAGUUGUGGUCAUAUAUACCAUUUUGAUUGUAUUAGAGAGUGGAUCAAGCUCAAGAACAUUUGUCCUAUUUGCAAGAGGGAUCCAGCUGCAACAAUCAGUUAA
Solanum verrucosum is the source of this 471-nucleotide messenger RNA. Its product is annotated as E3 ubiquitin ligase BIG BROTHER-related-like. The coding region runs from base 1 to 471 and encodes 156 amino acids. The record is from RefSeq and is a predicted model, not a curated record. Gene Ontology annotation, molecular function: ubiquitin protein ligase activity. The transcript is spliced from 3 exons. NCBI's taxonomy places the organism in Eukaryota, Viridiplantae, Streptophyta, Magnoliopsida, Solanales, Solanaceae.